This is a messenger RNA of Physcomitrium patens, 4852 nucleotides long. The record is from RefSeq and is a predicted model, not a curated record. Lineage: Eukaryota; Viridiplantae; Streptophyta; Bryopsida; Funariales; Funariaceae.
AGGGAGAGAUCUGGGGGACAAGGGCUUUUAAUCGAUACCGCCAUUCCUAAGCAAAGCAAAGCAAACCCAAGCAAUCUGCUCUCGCAGCAGCACACCGGGGAAUAAUGCAGCAGCACCAGCACAGAUAUAUAACUAACAAACAAACACCGACCGAACGAGAAGAAGAAUUUGGUGUUACUUCACGUGCAGUGCAGUGCUCCUGCAGCGAAGGAAGGAAGCCGUUGAAGAAGAAGAAAACGGCGGGAUCUCUCUCUCGCUCUCUCUCUCUCCCUCUCUCAUGCAGUGAGUGAGUGAGUGCGCAGGGAGAAGAACGGGUGCGGGAGGGAGAGGGUUGUUGUUUGCAAGGCGCUCGGAGGGAGGGAGCCAUUUGGCGUCAGGAUCUUGCGGUCGCUCCCGUGGACGGGAGAGAGCUCAGAGUUAUAGCUUCAAGUGAGCAGAGUGGGAUAUGUUGUCGCUGGUUUUGAGUCGGUGGUGGUUGCAGGUGAAUCUGGUUAAAUUCUGCAACUGUGCUGUUGGCGAGUAUUGUGGUACUGGUGUUAUUCGCAUAACAGCUCCGGGGUGUUGAGGGAAUGAGAAGUGAAAGAGAGAGAGAGACGAAGUUUUUCGUAUGAGCAGAUGGAGUGCUGUCGUGAUGUAAACAACUAGAUUCGGUGCUGAGAAGUUUUGACGGUAGUCGAUGAUUUGUGGCAAUGGGAGAGUCGCGGUGUAGAGAGAAUAGCGUGAGAUGUAGAUCAAGCUCUUGCACCUGCACUUGCUAACGGGUGAUGGGCCAAAGAUCGUAAGAGCUUGUAACUAAGAGAAAGCGAUAUUGCAAAGUUAGGAUCCUCAAGUCUGGAACCGUUCGUGAUAAUGGUGGUAGACGCAGUGGACGCCAUCACUCGCAUGCAUAGAUUGGGACAAUGGAAUCAAGGUGUCUGAAACAUAUGGAAGGAGAGUGCUUGAAGAGUUGUCUAUUACAUAUAGAAUAGGCAAGAAGGUUCUCGUUGCAUGAUACCACCAGUGGUGACACCAUUAUCUCAAGAACUUGGCAGGAGAGUUCAGAAACUUUACAUUGUGUCGAGAAAGCAUUGAAAGCAACUCCACAAGCUGAUAUUGUAAAUUCAUUUACGUAUUGUACAUUUUGAGGUUCUGGGAUUGCUCACUUUUUCGACACUGGCGAUUCAGAGAUAAGCUGUAGAAUUCCAGAAACAGUGGCUGCGCACAUGAGAAUAUGUGUUUGGAGGCUUUAAGUACACAUAGACAAAGAUUACUCUUAAAAUACAUUUGGGUUUAGAUUCAAUGAUGAUAUAAGCAGCAGUGGCUGAGAGUGCCACCAAACCCAUCACUCAGGAGAGGAUAUGGAUUUUGCAAAUAAAUAACCUGCAAUCACGUAGGUCCACUCUAUUCAAAAUGCCGUCAGGAGGUGGUACAAUGGUAGAAGCGGAAAAGCGGUCGUAUCCUGUAUUGGCUUCGGAAUACAAACUGUAUGAGGAGAUUGGACAGGGUGUAAGUGCAAUAGUUUAUAGGGCUCAUUGCGUUACAUAUAAUGAGAUUGUGGCAAUUAAGAGCUUGGAUCUCGAAAAAUGCAACAGUAAUCUGGACAACAUUCGCCGUGAGGCCCAGACAAUGAGCCUAAUUAAUCAUCAGAAUGUGGUGAAGGCUCACUGCUCCUUCGUUGUUGGCCAAAACCUCUGGGUGGUUAUGCCUCAUCUGGCAGGUGGAUCAUGUUUGCACAUAAUGAAAGCGGCUUACCCUGAUGGUUUUGAGGAACCCGUUAUUGCAACUAUACUGAAAGAAUCCUUGAAAGCACUUGAGUACCUUCAUCGCCAUGGCCAUAUUCAUCGGGAUAUUAAGGCUGGGAACAUAUUAGUUGAUUCAAAUGGAUCUGUGAAGCUUGGAGACUUUGGUGUUUCAGCAUGCAUGUUUGACACUGGUGAUAGACAGCGGUCUAGGAAUACUUUUGCUGGAACACCUUGCUGGAUGGCACCUGAAGUUAUGGAACAACUUCAUGGCUACGAUUUCAAAGCUGAUAUAUGGUCUUUCGGGAUAACUGCUCUGGAGCUUGCCCAUGGUCAUGCACCUUUUUCUAAAUACCCUCCUUUGAAGGUGCUGCUGAUGACCUUACAAAAUGCUCCUCCUGGGCUGGACUAUGAACGCGAUAAAAAGUUCUCGAAGUCGUUUAAGGAGAUGAUUGCGAUGUGCUUAGUGAAAGAUCCUGCCAAACGGCCUACUGCUGAAAAACUUUUGAGACAUUCGUUUUUCAAGCAGGCUCGUUCGUUUGAUUAUAUCGCUCGUCAUAUUUUGGAAGGAUUACCUCCAUUAGGAGAGACUGUGAAUAAUCUGAAGAUCAAAGAUGCCAAUCGACUUGCCCAACAGAUCCAGCCGUACGAUGAGCAAGAAGCUCAAUCUCAGAAUGAGUACAAGAGAGGAGUGAGCGCUUGGGAUUUCAACGUUGAAGAUUUGAAAGCUCAGGCAGCAUUGAUCCAAGAUGAUGAGGAAGUUGUUCCCAAAUUAUUAAAGGUUGCCCUGAAUACGGAAGCGGAAGAGAUUUCUCAAGCUCCAGUUACGCCAGUGAAAGAGGAAAUCACGGAGGGUGACUUGCAAUGUUCAUCCCCGUUGUCUCAGCCGCCACUUUGUCGUGAAUCUUCCUUCAACAGAGUUCAGAUGCCAGUUACCAUUCAUUCAAUCAUUGCCGAGACCACAAAUGAUGCAGGAGAGCGAGUCACGAGGAUCAGGUCGGGACCUCUUCCAAAUCCAGUGCAACCCAAGUCUGCAAAUAUAUCUAGGACUGCACUCCCAUCUGGCAGGAAAGAGCCCAAGCAUAUUGGUCGAUUUGAUGUCUGGGAUGAACAUGAUGGUGAAAGUUUGAGUUGGCACGGUUCUCCAAGGGAAAAUCGGAAAUCAGAGGCACGUAGAGAGAGGGAUGACCGUGAACAACGAAGAGGUGAUGACAGAGAUAGAAAGGAAGAGAGAGAGCAAAGACGUUCCGACGAGCGUUCUGAACGAGAUGAAAUUCGUCGUGUUGGCAGUGAGCGUGUUUUGUCUUCAAUCCGUGGGCUCACCACUAUGGAUGAACGAGAACGAGACAGGGAUAGAGACUAUCGUCAAGGUGGACGAGGUAGUGACUAUUCUGGCCGUAUGAUGCAACGUGAACGUUCAUUUAGUGGACCAGUGAACACCAUCUCUGAUCGCUCCAGUUUUGACCAGAAAUCAACUAAUGGAUUGCAAGCCGUUUCAAGGCAAACUCCCAGUAUGUCUAUUACUCAGGUCAAUCUGAAUAAAGAGAUUUCAGAAGAUAAAGUAAAGGCUCCUGUCCAGAAGGGGCCUGUACUUCACAAAGGACGUUUCUCUGUUACAUCAGAUGAUACGCAAUUCGAGGAGUCAUCUCAAUUGAACCCACGAAAGACGUCGAAUACACAAGCGUCACUUCAUAAGUCUGCCAGUUCUGGUGAUUUCAUGUCUGGUGAACGAAGGCUUCCUGUAUGCUUCAGCCCUCUCCUUUUCCUAUCUAAACUGUGGGGUUUCACCUUCUUCGCCUUGACACGGGGCGAUGCAAAGUGUUUCGCAGCAUUCGUCUUCUUCGCAGCAUGCUCUCCUCUCGCAGCAUUCACACUCUUCGCUGCAUGUGUCUUCUCCGAAUGGACUAAUAUCGCAUCAGAAUUCUCAAGUGACAACACCAACAGCGGCUGUUCUUUCUCAACUACAACAAAUCUUUCAACAAGCACAAAAACAGCAGGACAGUAUUUUGCACCUUAUUCAGAGUCUCAAUCCACAAGAUGCUGCCAGCGCUCUAUGUCCAGAUUUUCACGAACUUCAAGUACCAACUCCGGAGUUGAACAUUCGCGGAAUUCAGUGGGGGCACGGCUACGUGUAAAUCAGGUUGAGGUUUCAACAGACAGGGAGCGUGAACUUCUACACCAAGUUUCCGAUCUUCAGUUCAGGCUAGUGAAAGUCCAUCAGAACUUGUUGCUCGUUUGUGGUCACAAUUUUAUGUAUUUCGAAGUUUAUAUCGAAACUUCUUUCUUAGUAUUUGUAUAUAUUUUUCUCGUUCAACUUAUCAGGAUGGCAACUCUUGUGGAGGAGCUGCAAAGUGUAAAAAUCAGAAAUGUGCACCUUGAGGGGCAGCUAAAUGCAAUCUAUAAUAAGGAGGAAGAGGAGCGGAUACGUAAGGAGGAAGCCGCUAAAGGAGAUAGAUAGCGCUACGUGGUUUAACUGCCUUCACUGCGAGUUCUGGCUGUUACUUCUUAUUUCAGCUUUGGGACUUGGAACCUGUUUGUUAUUCUCAAAUAUAACGUGUUAUCGUAAUCUGAGGACCAAGUGCUUUUAGGUGAUCAGAGUAUUUUAGGUGCAACAGUAGGAUCUGGUUGAAAGUGCCCGCAGCUCCUGCCAAGCUCAGUUUCCAUGUGACCGCAAGACGCCAUGAGGCUUCACUAUCUGCAGAAGCAGGCAUUAUCUUGAGGAAAGAUUGCAUUUUUCAAAUCGACGAUGAAGGCGAGAUGCAUGCUUUCAUUAUUUAUGGUCAACCAAAACGACUUGGCAAUUCUACGCGGGAUUCAGAUUUUGGGAUUUGGCACAUGGUUUCAGAAUCCUCUCGUUACUUGGAAGCAACUGAAAGGGUACUACUCUCACAAAAUUACCUCGUGCUGGACUCAAAUCAAAACUAGUAUACGUCUAGAGAUGUAUGCUAAAGUUCACAUCAUUUGGAAGUAUAGAUCAGAAGGUAAGGGUAUUUAGAACAUUUGGAUAGAAGAGGUGAAAAUGGUAUUUAAUUAUCGUAAGUCCUAAGAGGGACUUAAUACUUCCAUUCAAUACCUCUUGAAACAAGAGAAGAUAAGUGAAGAUUGAAUUCACUACAUCAAGCUCAAUUUCCAAA